ACAAAAGUUGAGUUUUUAUUCGAUUGCUAUAAAUUUAAAGUCAAUAAUACGAAAUUCAUUGUGAAAUGGCUGAUGAAAAAUUAUGGAAAACCGUACCAUUCUACCCAAAUACAUUAGUGGAUUUAUUCCAAAAUGAUAUUGGCGACAGAAUAGAGGAAAGAGUGAAAAAGAUAAGGUCAUGUUUAAGUAAAAAGAGAUAUACACCCUUUUCAAACCUAUUCGAACAAAAUCAAAAUUUUCCUGAUCUACACUAUAACUUAUCAAUAACUCAAAAUCAAACGUAUGGCCGAUUCGUACAAGCUACGGGUAAUAUCAAUGCUGGUGAAAAGAUUGGUGAAGCAAAAGCUUUUGCAGCCGUUUUGGAUAAAACCGAUAUGCCCUAUUGUCUCACAUGUUUUGUAACAAAAACAUCGAAAUUUCCGAUAUGUUGUGCGAGGUGUAAGGCUGUUUAUUGCAGUAAAGAUUGCGCAGAAAUGAAUAAAACACACAAAUAUGAAUGUGCGACCAUCAUUCAAACCAUCAAAUUUGGACCAAAUAUUGAUGCUAAAUGUGCAAUGCAGAUGCUAUUCAAAAGUUUAGCAAUAUUCAAAGAAAAUGUCGGCAUGAUGUGCGAAGCUGUGAAGGGCAUGCUUUCAGCGCCACAUAAUAAUAAUAAUGCAAUUCAAACAACAUGUCCUGUGCAAGUUAACAAUGGACGAUCAAGAUUUGUGGCGAUUAUGCGACUUGAAGGGGAAACUUAUCCUGGAUUUGAAAGUCAUCUCAUACUAGCAAUUCAUAUCCUUCAAAAAUGCGAGAAAAUUGUGGAACUUUUCCAUUACUAUCCACAUUUCCUGCAACAUUUACUGGGACAUUUUUUAAAAGCUAUAAAUCAAAAUAGUUUUAUGGUUCCAGUGCCCGAUGGUGAAGAUCGCACAGUUAUCAGGAUGUUAAUAUUCGAUACGUUUUCUUACUUCAAUCAUGCAUGUUCGCCAAAUGCGUUGCAUUUUAUUGAAGGAAAUCGAAUGACACUUAUUUCAAGUUGUCCGAUUUCCACACAACAGGAAGUUAAUAUUUGCUAUAAGGAAUGUGGGGCAGAAAAUGAUACUAAUCAGCGUCGCCAGCUAUUAAAAUCGGAGUGGGGAUUUGACUGUAAUUGUACUAGAUGCAUGUAUGGACAUCAAUACGGAAAAGAAAUUACUCAAAACGAUAUUGACUGUGUACCUCCUUUUUUGGAUGUAUGUAAAAAAAAGUUACAAAAUUACGCAGGAAGUUUUUGGGACACAUGGAAAGGCGCACUGAUUAUAAAGUAUAAUAACUUAUUGGCCGAACGUGCGGAUGUUUGAC
Molecule: messenger RNA, 1323 nt
Organism: Contarinia nasturtii (swede midge)
Lineage: Eukaryota; Metazoa; Arthropoda; Insecta; Diptera; Cecidomyiidae
Product: SET domain-containing protein SmydA-8-like
Exons: 2
Coding region: 66-1322 (418 amino acids)
Molecular function (GO): protein binding
Source: RefSeq, a predicted model, not a curated record